Molecule: messenger RNA, 1134 nt
Organism: Leptosomus discolor (cuckoo roller)
Lineage: Eukaryota; Metazoa; Chordata; Aves; Leptosomiformes; Leptosomidae
Source: RefSeq, a predicted model, not a curated record
AUAGGUAAACAUGAUGAAGCCUGGAUGAUCCUCAAGCAAGUUCAUGACACCAACAUGCGGGCCAAGGGCGAGCCAGAGAGGGUGUUUACGGUUUCCUAUAUCAAAACUCCAAAGCAAGUAGACGAAUUCAUUGAAAUCCAGAGCUCAACAGGGACCUGGUACCAGCGGUGGCUGGUCAGAAUCACGACUACUUUCAAACAGGUCUGGGACAACGUGCUAUAUUGUUUAACAGCGCAGUACAGGAUGAACACACUGAUGCUGGCUGUGGUUUGGUUUACAAUGGCCUUAAGUUACUACGGCCUUAUCGUCUGGUUCCCUGAUAUGAUCCGGUAUCUCCAAGAAGAGGCAUAUGAAUCCCGAGUGAAGAUCUUUGAUGAGGAAGAAGUGUCACACUUCACCUUUAAUUUCACCCUGGAAAACCAAAUCCAUAGAAAUGGAGAAUACAAAAAUGAUAAAUUUAUUGGCAUGAAAUUCAAAGAAGUGAGAUUUGAGGAUUCAUUGUUUGAGGAAUGCUACUUUGAAGAUGUGACAUCCAGCGAGACCUUCUUCGAAAACUGCACCAUCAUUUCUACUGUCUUUUAUAACACUGAUCUCUACAAACACAAAUUCAUCAACUGCAGGCUCAUAAACAACACGUUUAUGAACGAGAAGGAAGGCUGUCACCUGGACUUCGAGGAGGACAAUGAUUUCCUGAUCUACCUGGUCAGCUUCCUGGGCAGUCUGUCGGUGCUGCCAGGCAACAUCAUCUCUGCGUUACUCAUGGACAAAAUAGGGAGGAUAAAGAUGAUCGGUGGCUCAAUGUUGAUCUCGGCAGUGUGCUGCUUCUUCCUCUUUUUUGGCAACAGUGAGUCAGCAAUGAUCGGCUGGCAGUGCCUCUUCUGUGGGGCCAGCAUUGCCGCCUGGAACGCCCUGGACGUGAUCACUGUGGAGCUCUACCCCACUGACAAAAGGGCAACAGCCUUUGGCAUCCUCAAUGGGCUUUGCAAGUUUGGUGCCAUCCUGGGGAACUCAAUCUUUGCCUCCUUUGUAGGGAUAACGAAGGUGGUUCCCAUCCUUCUGGCUUCCUCUGCUCUGGUUGGAGGUGGCCUGCUUGCUUUGCGCCUGCCAGAGACUCGAGAACAGGUCCUGAUGUGA